AGUUUUCAUCACCCUCCAACAGAGGCGCCUCAUCCACCCCGAAAAAAAUAGACGUGAUUUUAGUCGUUCUAUUGUGGCACCUGCUUGGCGGAGGGUGGACACCCAUAUUUUUUCCAAGCAUAUUUUUAAUUUUGUUGAAGCAUUAAUAAAGCGAUCAUGAACAGUGCAACCGUCUCAGGUUCUUAUCCAACUACCCUGCCGCCAAUAGCACAUUUGUCUAACGAUGAGAUCUCACACAUCAACCCUAAUAACACACUUGAGGGCAGUGAAUAUCCUGAUGAUCCUCAUUACAACAACCAAAACCUUUUGGUAUCAGUGCCAAUCAACACGUCCCAUGGUCAGAUUGCAACACUAGUCACAAUAAACCACUUUCCGCAAUUAAAUCAAGAGAUUCAAAUGCCUCAAAUGUGCCAAGUACAAAAAGGACCUUGUUUCAAUCAACAAGCACAUAUGCCUACCUUGUGGCCAACAAGUAGUGCUCUCACCACUGGUUCCGAUGUUGCAGAUAUUAACAACGCAUUGCGGCCACCUGGCUCCACAUUACCAAUUGGUUUGCACCACCUUCUGAAAUAUUCUGCGCCACUGGAAAAUGCAACUGUUAAAAAAAUUCACCAGCCGGAAAAAAUUUGUACAAAUCAGGUCAAGAAAAGAAAAAAGAAAAGAGUGGCCACUAAAGACGCAAUAGAGUGUACCAAACCAGGAGAGAUCAGAGUAACGACCGCUCUUGAUGGAACUAGACUAUUCUGCUGUCCGGAGUGCCAAAUGGGUUACCACGAAAGGGAGUUGCUGGAGCAGCACCUGUCAGGUCACAAGUUGGAGCGGCGCUUUAUGUGCGACAUCUGCGGUGCUGCGCUAAAGCGUAAGGACCACCUGACAAGGCAUAAACAGAGCCACAACCCUGAGCGUCCUUUUGUUUGCACAAUUUGCAGCAAAGCUUUCAAGCGAAAGGAGCAACUAACACUGCACUUUGUCAUACAUUCAGGCGAAAAACGGCACAUUUGUCCGGAGUGCAAUAAAGGCUUUUAUCGGAAAGACCAUUUAAGAAAGCACACAAGAAGUCAUAUUUCGAGAAGGGUCAAAGCUGAAGUUUCUAGACAGUUAGGAAAUAACAACGUCCCAUAGUAAGCAGCAUUUUCAAAAGCUUUCACAGUAAUUUAAGAAUCAUAAGAAUUGCAUGACGUUUUUGUUACGUUUUUACUAUACACAUGAUUUUUGGUUGUGCGGAAUAUUUAAAAGUAUUUUUUUUAAUAUACCUAUCAUUAUUUAUAAAAAAGUUGAUUCAUUUUAAAUAUUAAAACAUCCAAGGCUGAAGGUACUCAUGAUGAAAAAAGAUGUAUAAACACUAUGAAUUUAUGGUCCUCCAGUCUUAUUGAACGGGACAACAUAAUUAUAUAAAUUACCAAAGCAAGUGCCAUGUAAUAAGAUGUAACAAUAUAUUUUGGAGUUUGGAGCCUUCUAGAGAGUGAUGAUAAUAAAAUAAUGCUGUUCAACAUUAGAUGCAAAGCAAUUAUUUUGAAGCAGUGUGUAGUUUUGUAUGGAUAUACAAAAAUCUAUAUAAAUUUAGGCAACUAAAAUAAGCAAAAUUGCAAAAAAAUUAUUUGUGUGCAUGUGUAGCGUAGCACAAGAAGAAACUUUUUGGCGUAGCUGAAAGUUGCACUUCAAUAUUUAUUGUUAUGGACUAAAAGUCUGUAACUGUUUAAAUCAGUCAAAUAAAAUAAAUUGAUACAAUUUUCUUAGUUGUGAAAAUAUUCCCGAGUGAAAUGCCCAUCUUUGUUGGAUUAGUCGUUCCGACUGCUUCAAAAGCGUAUGGCAAUACUUUAUUAAUGUACAUUCACAAAAUAUCUACAAAUAGAAAAGUUUUUGGACACAACCAAAUGACUGUGAGAAUACAAAUGAGUGGGGGAUCAAUUGUCGAUCGUAAGUCACACUGGAGCCGACAAUAACGAGAGCGUGGCACCUUCGAGGUUGACAUUCUGCAGAGUGGAGCCCAUGGAUACCAUGGCUGCCAGUGAGGCCACCGUUGCCUGGUUCGGUGUCGGUGGACUCUGUUCGGUCUUGACUCUUUUGGCCACGUGAGAACGCAGGUGCUUCCGGAGGUGGUCUUUUCGGUAGAAGGAUUUCCCGCACUCGGGGCACACCUGAGACUUCUCUCCAGAAUGAAUUAUUGAAUGUCGAGCAAGGUGCUCAUUUCUUUUGAAUCCCUAGAAAAAUAAUAAAUAUUAUGUUAAAAUUGUAUGUUUUAAAUUUUUGUCUUUAUUAUUUGCACUUCACCUUCAUGCAAACGGCACACACGUAAGGCCUGUCUGGGUUGUGUCCCUGUUUGUGCCUGUCCAGAUGAUCCUUGCAGUAAAAGCCUUUCCCACACUCAGGGCAUAUGUGCGUUUUUUCUCCAGAGUGCAUGACAAAAUGCAGAUUAAGGUGCUCUUUGCGUUUGAAGGCCUUCAUACAAAUAUUGCAGACAUACGGUCUGUCCGCGUUGUGGCUUUGCUUGUGCCUUGUUAGGUGGUCCUUUCUCUUAAGGCCAGCGCCACAAAUGUCACAGACAAACUUUCGGUCCAGCUUAUGGGAUUGGAUGUGCCUCUCCAGCAGUUCUUUCUCUGGAUAGGCCAAUUGGCACUCUGGACAGCAGAAAAGGGUUGACCCGUCCAAGGCAGUGGUCAGGCGAAUUUCGAAGCUUUUGCUUUUUUCCACCUUCGGCCGGAACUGUUGCUGCUGCUUGACCUGCACCUUGCUCUUGGCACUGCCUUUUUUCUUGACGGAUCCUUGCUGGUUUAA
Neocloeon triangulifer is the source of this 2775-nucleotide messenger RNA. RefSeq names its product zinc finger protein 28 homolog. Gene Ontology annotation, biological process: regulation of transcription by RNA polymerase II. Gene Ontology annotation, cellular component: nucleus. The record is from RefSeq and is a predicted model, not a curated record. Gene Ontology annotation, molecular function: DNA-binding transcription factor activity, RNA polymerase II-specific; RNA polymerase II cis-regulatory region sequence-specific DNA binding. Lineage: Eukaryota; Metazoa; Arthropoda; Insecta; Ephemeroptera; Baetidae. Bases 157 to 1122 code for a protein of 321 amino acids. The transcript has 3 exons.